AUGGAUAUGUGCAAUGAAGACACUUCUGACUGUUCAGAAGGAACAAUGUCUGUUUUAGUUACAAAUUUAGAGAACAAAUUUAAAGUGAGAGACUAUUUGCUGAACGAAGUGAUCGAAGGUCUCCUAAAAUUUUCAGACGUAUCCAAAAGGAUCAAGUCAAUCAAAGUAAUCCUAAAUUCAGUCAUAGCGAAUUACGGAAGUUCAUCAAUUUAUAAUGAUAGGAACCAGAUUUUAUGCAAGAAUGAUUUGGAUCAAAUUUUAAGCCUGGAAUUACUGGAGGAGAAGGUGGCUAAACCACUAAUCGCUGGAGAAUACUAUAACGAACUUUUGAAGGAAUCAGUAAAAUUACUUUUUGCUUCAUCAUCAUAUCUACCGCCCGAAAUUUACGGCAAACUUUUUACAAUUGAGCUCCUUAUGACUUUAAUAUCAAUUUCCGAAGUCGCCAGUACCGACAUAAACUCUAAUAUGGAAGUGUGGACGUCAUGUAUUUCAACUAUUAGAAAUAUUAUUUGCCAUUUUAACCUAUCAAACGACCUGCUUAAUAGGAUAGUUAGUUGUUUUUUUAAUAUCGUUGAUGAGUCGUCUGUCCAACUAUGCAACGUAAUUGUUGUCAAAAUCUUGUUUAAAUCAAAUGAGUCAGAUGAUUUAUCUCCUGGGACACUUCAGUCAAAUUUAUGCUUUACCAUAAAGUUGAGUAGAAGGAUUGUUGAGUAUUUGGUUUCAGUGCUCCACAGAACCCAGGAAACUCAAAUACUUUCAACUGCUUGUAGUACUCUGGUCACGAUUUGCGAACAUUCCUACGGAGUUGACUUAUUUCUUGAGUCAGGAGGUCUGAAAAGGAUAAUUGAAUUAUCCCUGGUUGUUGCAAACAAGCACGAAGCACUAGUUGCAUUGGAGAGUAAGUGCAACAAGAAGUCUGAAGUCUCACAAAAGCAUAUGGUUAGUUCGCCUAAAUUAAAUAUAAACGUUGACCAAGCAUUCAAUGAACUUUCAUUUGGAGCACUGUCUGUGAUUAGUAAAAUGGCGUUUACCUCAAACCACAACCAAAUACUUUCAUUAAUAGAAAGUGACGUGCCAGACUCACUGGUAAGGCUAUUGAAUUGCCCGAUCACGACAUCGAAAUGCAAGGCUAGAGCCUGUAACACUCUAGGAAACUUAGCGUGUGAAACUGACAGCGAAGUCCAGGCAAUAAUCGACUCUGACGCGCUGAAAACUUUAGUUGCUAUUUUCCAAAAUGAUUUGGACCAUACCGUGAGAGUCGAGUCGGCCUACGCAAUUUGUGCCUGCCUUUCCAAAGCUAACCGGAAACAAAUAGGAUAUAUAAUAUCAUGUAAUUCUAAAUCAAAUCAUCUAGGUGAUGGUACUUGUAUGCAAUUAAUCUCAAACAUGCUAGAUUUCAUAGUAAAAUGUGAUCCUUCAGAUCAAAGCAGCAUUAAGCUUUCUAAAGUUGUUUUAAACGGAGUCGAAAAUAUUUUAAGGGUCGGAGAACACGAGAUCAAAUCUUACAAUUUAACUGAGAAUCCGUAUACAAGAAUGUUUAGAGAAGCUGAGGUAUUUUGUAGUCCAGGAGAUGUCAAAUUAUCAAGAGUGUGUUUUUUUCCAGAGUAUAAUAUCGCCAAAAAGGCUAGAAUGCUAAUGGAUGAAUUUUUCAAGUCCACCAGACCAUGGAAUAUUGAAGUAGUACACUAA
Molecule: messenger RNA, 1689 nt
Organism: Theileria annulata
Lineage: Eukaryota; Apicomplexa; Aconoidasida; Piroplasmida; Theileriidae
Exons: 3
Coding region: 1-1689 (562 amino acids)
Biological process (GO): NLS-bearing protein import into nucleus
Cellular component (GO): nucleus
Molecular function (GO): nuclear import signal receptor activity
Source: RefSeq, a predicted model, not a curated record